GUCACAACAACCACCGACCAUUAGAACGUUGCAUGAGCGUUCGCUCAAUGAGCAGGUGGAGGCAGCUCGGGACCGAGAGCAACGUCAGGCAGCUUUUCAACAGCGGCAACAUAUGCAACAACACCUCCAUCACCACCCACACCCGGUGAUCCACACUCUCGAAGAUCCCUCCCCCCAGCCCAUGCAAGUAACCCUCCCGAGGACAAAGAGUAAACGACAGAUGAUGUACCCACACCCCCUCCCCACUAGGAUGAUUAAGCAUCCCAGUGCCAAAGCGCGCGUUCUUGGCACUGGAUAUGUCAAGCCCACCCCUUCUCCAGGUGCACAACGCUCAGGAACGGAGAAGAAACAGACGAACGGGACCCAGAAGAGGGUAGAUAGCGAGCCUGUGGUCUUGCGGGAGAAGAGCCAGCGCAGGGAACCAGUAUUCCUCCUCGGAUCGGAUCCAGCGCCUCCAGUGCAAGAGGCGCCAAAGCCGCAGGUCCCUCUUGGAGUUGGUUCUCCACAAGUCACCAAACGGAGGGAACCUGACCCAACUCAGGCGGGAUGCAUCCCUUCGAGCUCUCCUAGGAUUCUCAAGGCUCCGCCACCUACCCCAGCAAGUGUCAUGAGUCAUCGACCCCCUCCGGCUGUCUCCCCAUCCCGAUUGCGCGUGCCACCUCCGACGCCGGUGACGGUCAUGGCACGCAAUUUACCCCCUGUUCCUCCCCCGAGCCCUGCACCCACCCCACCACACGCGAAACACUCUACACAUGCCCAUGCUGUUACGCAUAGAUCGCCUCCGCGUUCUUCGUCUGUCGAAGAGGGGGAUGACGAUGAUGACUCCGAGUGGUACGAUUCUGAUGCGGAAACGGACGUCGAGGACGAAGCGGAGGCGGCAAGGCAAGCUGAGAUUCAACGCGCCGCGGAAGAGGCACAGAGACAGCGAGAUAUGUUUGCCAAGAAGCGCACCCCAUCACGAGUCGAACUGGUUGAGCUAGGAAGGAUAGGAGGCGGCUUAUCUAGGCUGUUCCACCCAGAUCCGGAAAUAUUGAGAUCAGCGGAUCUAAAUCGCACCCAAAGCAGUGACGCUUGGGCGAAAGCCAUCGCUGCAGAUAAUCUAAAGAUGAGCAAGUCGGCCGUCGAGCUGCGGCCGAAUCAGGAACUGGUGCCGGCUGUGGUGACUCAUCCGAAGAAGACGGUUGCUCCACUCAAAUUGAGCAAGAGCACCGCCGCCCUGCCAACGGUGCAGAAUCAAAGCAUUACUGCGGGAGAAAGUGUGACGGGCAGUACGCGUGGAUGGAUGCUCAAAGGCCGCCCCUCGGACGAAGAAGAGAGUGACAGCGAGUCGGAGGAGCCCGAUCUCGGCAUGUCAAAGAGCGUGGCUCAGCAGCGUUUGGAGGCGUUUGCGAGCCGGCGUAGCUCACGUACGGGGACUAAUGGGUCCAGGCGGCUUACACCACCUACACCGUUGCGGCAGUCUGCGGAGCGGGCACACCCCAUCACACCGGCGAUCGUUGAGCGCCCGCCGUCAUCUCGCACCUCGCCAGCUCGUACUUCCCCACCACGUGCGAAUGGAAUACAUCAAGUCAGCUUUGCCCCUAUCGAGACUACCGAACCGGAGACCCUUCCUACACAACCGAUUGACUUCGUUCCUCCUCCCCAUCCUUACAACCAACAGAUUGCCCCUCAGAACACGCCUCGAACAGCCGCGAGGAUCAUGAUGUCAGACGAACUGUCUGAGAGUGUGCGCAGACAGUUGCUGUGGAUGCGUGCAAGCAGGGCUACGGGAUUCCCGAAUAAUAUCCCCCGCACACAGAGCCAGGACGACGUGGUUCGGAACCCUCCUCGGCCGAAUCGAGCGGCACUCAAGGAUGAAGUGCGCGGAUCGGCCCCGCAACCUGGACAAUGGGCACAGGCCGAGGUACCCCCGGAUAACGCAAAGCGGCGGUCUGUGGCUGGCCUUCGGCCCCUUACCCCGCUUGAACGGACAGAACAACGCCAGGCGAACGCGCUCCAGCGGACACGGAGUCUGGCUGAAGGCUUGGCGCACCACGACUACCACAUCGCUGGCUGGUGAAGGGGCCAGCAAUGAGCAUUCAUGCAUGGUGUUGUUGUAUUCUACCCUGACUGACUCGUUCGUCUUUGUUUGCUUUUCCGAUGUUUCAUGUUUGGGAUAAACCUGCCUGGACCUCGCGCACGGUACUGUACUUUUUCCAACUGUUCAAGCUGUUCACACGUUUCUCUUUUUCCCAUUGGCACGCAUCAACAUUCUCCUACCCGAACCAAUGUCUACCCAAUCUAUGCGACCUUUGGCCGUCGA
Messenger RNA from Dacryopinax primogenitus, 2302 nucleotides. RefSeq lists its product as uncharacterized. The coding region runs from base 251 to 2059 and encodes 602 amino acids. The record is from RefSeq and is a predicted model, not a curated record. Gene Ontology annotation, cellular component: cytoplasm. The transcript has a single exon. Gene Ontology annotation, biological process: negative regulation of transcription by RNA polymerase II; mitochondria-nucleus signaling pathway; regulation of nitrogen utilization. NCBI's taxonomy places the organism in Eukaryota, Fungi, Basidiomycota, Dacrymycetes, Dacrymycetales, Dacrymycetaceae.